This is a messenger RNA of Tachysurus fulvidraco (yellow catfish), 2674 nucleotides long. RefSeq names its product v-ral simian leukemia viral oncogene homolog Ab (ras related) (gene ralab). The transcript has 5 exons. Gene Ontology annotation, cellular component: plasma membrane. The record is from RefSeq and is a predicted model, not a curated record. Gene Ontology annotation, biological process: Ras protein signal transduction; regulation of exocytosis. Lineage: Eukaryota; Metazoa; Chordata; Actinopteri; Siluriformes; Bagridae. Bases 499 to 1116 code for a protein of 205 amino acids. Gene Ontology annotation, molecular function: GTPase activity; GTP binding; GDP binding.
UCUUUAUUUAGGAUCAACUCCCAGUACUGUACGUCACGUCACGCAAGAUGGUACUAAACAAAGAUGUCAAACUUGUUUCAUAGCGAAGGGACAGGAAAAGUAGAAAACGUUAUCAUCAGAUAAAUCUUUUUUUCAAUAGGGUUUUAACAAAUUUCGGGACUCUUAAGAUAUUUAGUUAGCAUUCUAGCUAAGUUUACACAGGAAUAAUUAGGGCGCAACGGUUAGUUUGGCGCUUUUAAAAACACGCUUAUUUUUAGCGUAUUAGCUCAUGGUACGAGCAGGGACGGCUUCUGGUGACGGAUGAAACAUUAAGCACCGUGAGUAACCAGCACUGCGCUUUUACUGAGACAUCUUUUUCUCACGUAAAAGAAGAAAAUUACCGACGACAGCAUCGGUACUGAACGGACAUCAUCUGCGCGUGACUCUUGAUUUCCGUCCCUACGCCGAGUAAACCUCGCCUCCUGUCCAAAUUACCUCCUGUGACUAGUUUUUAGAAAGAUGGCAGCUAAUAAACCCAAAGCACCGAACUCUCUGGCCCUGCACAAGGUGAUAAUGGUGGGCAGCGGUGGAGUGGGCAAAUCCGCACUCACACUCCAGUUCAUGUACGACGAGUUUGUGGAGGACUACGAGCCCACUAAAGCUGACAGCUACAGGAAGAAAGUGGUUUUGGAUGGAGAGGAGGUUCAGAUUGAUAUUCUGGACACGGCAGGGCAGGAAGACUACGCUGCCAUUCGGGAUAACUACUUCCGCAGUGGAGAGGGCUUCCUCUGUGUGUUCUCCAUCACAGAAUCUGAGUCUUUUGCUGCCACUGCUGACUUCAGAGAGCAGAUCCUACGAGUUAAGGAGGACGAGAACGUGCCCUUCCUGCUGGUCGGAAAUAAGUCUGACCUGGAGGACCGGAGGCAGGUGGGAGCAGAGGAAGCCAAAGCCCGAGCUGAACAGUGGGGCGUCAGCUGCGUGGAGACGUCGGCCAAAACCCGGGCCAACGUAGACAAGGUGUUUUUUGACCUCAUGCGAGGAAUAAGAGCCAGGAAAAUGGAGGAAGGCAAGGAGAACGGGAAAAACAAAAGGAAGAGUUUAAUGAAGAGGAUUCGGGAGAGAUGUUGUAUUUUAUAAUGACUGACUUGACUGCACAGUGAUGUCACUUCCUCCCAUUUAUAAUGUGUGUCUAAUUACAGCUCAUAUUAUUUGACGGUAUGUAUACGUGUACUUGAGACUUGGAACAAGUCUGAUGGCCAUCAGAUAUAUCAGAUAUGAAGCUGUUUCAUUUCAUUAUUUAAAUGUACAUAGGUCACUAUGACACUACUGUGGGUCUUUUUUGUUUUAUUUAUUUUUUCAAGCACACUGAGCACCCAGUACUUCCAUGAAAAUAUCACUUAGGCGAUUUUCACACUUGGAAUGUUUUUUAAACCGUCGGCUCAUAUAUUAGGCAUACUCUUACAAGAAGUGGAAGCCAACCAGUCAGAAUGUGGACACCUCGAAAAAGCAGUUUUGAAUGUUUCUCUGUCAGAGCUGAGCACUUAUAUUGUUGAAGAUACCUAAUAGUAAAUUGCAGCAUGAGGCAAACAGGCGUUGUGACGACUUGACCAAAUCAGAGAAAUAGAAAAUCAAACGUUGAGGACAGUGCAGGAGAAAAAAAUAAUCUGCGAUGAAUAUUAAGCACUCUCUUUUUCGGAUGUUCACCAGUAUGCAGUGUGACUUCACACACUUGAGUUUCUGCCUCCAAAGUUACAACAAACGUAAACAACCUUGUCAGCAGAGUUAUGCCAGUCUUUAAUUCAUCAGCAUUAUUAAUUAGUAAAUUUAAUCUAAACAGCUGAUACUAGCUAGGACAGGUGUGACUGUCGGCUUUUUUGGGUAGAAAUGAGCGGAACUUAAAAUAUCCCUUGACCAUGUAUUGAUCGACAACAAAAUUUAAUCAGUUCGUCACAUAAAAGCAAAUCUACAAAACUACAUUUAAGGACUAAUUUUGAGGUGAUUGACUGAGGAGACUUUCCCAACAAAGGACUGAGUGAGACACAGAAAUCCUAAUAGACAGAGAAAUCCUAGACAGACAAAAAAAAAAAAAAACAGGCUUUAAGUUCCUGUUCAUGAAGGUGUGCGUAACAUCUCUGCGUGACCAACAGGGAAGACGCUAUGGAAGUAAAACUUUGACCUUGAAGCUGCUGGGCUCACUACCAAAGUCAAAUCAGUUCAUGUGCUGGAGGCAUAAAAAAACACCAAGUGUGAACACAGCCUUAGUUCAGUACACGGGUUUGAGGUUAUUUGGGUUUUGUGUGUACUUUACAGAAGGGUAUAGAGCAAACGCAAGCAUCCUCCUUACACAAGCUUUUAAAAAGCAGAUAUUAAAUGAAGAGAAACUUUGAUCUGUGGUGAGGUCACUGUUCUGUGUGAAAUAUGAAGAUCAGUAAAGUAAAACAAGUGCCUUGACUUAAAAUCUCUAAAGCACUAAAAUAAAGGAAGUUUUUAAUGUGACAUGAAAGUUUCAGGCAGAAAAACUAUUAAAGUUUAUCUCACACUAGAUUAGGAGCUGAAAGCUCUAUAUUCAGCACCAAGCUUUUAUAAACUUUACUUACCUCAGCACACUGAGCAAGAUUAAUGAGGUAGGAGUGCCUCAAGUGUGUGUGUGUGUGUGUGUGUGUGUGUGUGUGUGUAUGUAAGAGAGAGAGAGAGA